Messenger RNA from Eimeria necatrix, 1179 nucleotides. RefSeq lists its product as hypothetical. The record is from RefSeq and is a predicted model, not a curated record. The transcript has 2 exons. The coding region runs from base 1 to 1179 and encodes 392 amino acids. Lineage: Eukaryota; Apicomplexa; Conoidasida; Eucoccidiorida; Eimeriidae.
AUGGGCAUAGAGCUGCUGGACAUGAGCUCUAAGACUGCAGCUGUUCCGGCCUUUAUGGCCAACUGGUCGCCAGAACGCCGGCGGGCGUUUCAAGAAGACACGGCGAACGCAGCAGCAGCACGGCUGCAGCAAGCUGCUGCUGGGCCCCCACAGCUGACCUUUGCAGAUCUGGAGUUGCUGCUGCGGCAGCAGCUGAACUGCACAGCUGCGGAGUUCAGCGAGGCGUGGCAGGGGGGUUAUGAGAAGUGCGAGCAGCAGCAGCAGCUGCUGCAGCAGCAGCAGCAGCAGCAGCAGCACGGCAGCGCAGCAGUCAUAGGCUCGGAGCAGCAGCAAAUGGCUGUGCUGUACGUACAGCAGCUCGAAAGCCAAAUCAACUCCCCACAGGGGCCCAUCACUGCAGCAGCAGACCCCACAUUGGACACAGCAGCAGCAGCAGCAGCAGCAGCAGCAGCAGCAGCAACAGACGCAGCAGCAGAAAUAGCAGCUCAAGAAGGAGAUGACAACACUGAUGCAGGACUCAAAGUCAAACAACCAAUUCUAGACCCUUUCGCGGGGCCCCCAGAGGGUCUAGAGGGCCCCCACCGCAUUUCCGAGGCCCCAACAGUCCACGGUAAGUGCAGGGGCCCCCAAUGGGGGCCCCCGGGGGCCCCAGGGGGCCCCAGGGGCCCCCCUUGGGGGCCCCCAGGUGCCUCCGGGGGCCCCCAGGGGCCCCAGGGGCCCCCCCUUGGGGGCCCCCAGGGGCCUCCGGGGCCUCCUGAGUAUUUCAGGGGCCCCAAGGGGGCCCCAUUGGCGCUACAGGUAGCUCCUAGGGGCCCCUCUAGAGGCCCCCAGGGGCCCCCAGGGGCCCCCUGGGGGCCCCCGGGGGCCCCUCAGGGGCCCCCUGGGGGCCCUCAAAGGCCCCCACACCCCCGAGAGUGCCUGUUUUUUGUUACUUUGUCUUUCGUUUUUCUUUCUUGCUGCUGCCAUUUGUGUCUUCAAGAUUUGUUUUUAUUUUUUUGUUUUUUGGUCUUUUCAGAAGUCCCUUUGCACCGCCGUUUCCUCUUAAUGAAUCCGCAACAAAGACAAAUAAUUAUUCAGCAGCAUCAGCAGCAAGUGGGGCUCACGAGGGGCCCCCGGGGGGCCCCCGGGGGGCCCCCGGGGGGCCCCCGGGGGACUCAGAGGGCCCCGGGGGGCCCCUAG